AUGCCACAGACAAAACGGAAACAAUAUUCGACAAAUGAUUUAAGAAAAGCUGUUUCCCAAUACAAAAGAUUAAAAGAAAAUGGUGAAGAACCUUCAAUAAGAAAGACUUCAGCAGAAUAUAAUAUUCCACCAUCUACUCUUAAAAAAUAUAUAGAUAGAGGUGAAGAUUAUAUUGAUGGUCAUGUUAUAAAACAAGGACUUGUAUUACUUUAUGAGACAAUGAUAGUUAGAUAUUGUCAAGAUAAAGCUGAUUUUGGACAUACUGUUACUAUAAAUGAUUUCAAAGCAAUAGCAAAUGCAUUAGUUGAAGAAAUGAAUGAAUAUAUUGAAGGUGGUUAUGAUAAUAAUUUAAAAUUUGGUAGAACUUGGUUUGAUAAUUUCAGAAAAAGACAUCCUGAGUUAAAUAAAGAAGAGAUGAAAGGUAUACCAAAAAGUGAAUUUAAAAAUGGUGAAUAUGAAACUUUUUUAUAUUGGUUUGUAAAAUAUAAUGAAAAAAUUAAAGAUUAUAGUUUAUUACCAGAAAAUAUUUAUGAUUUUAAUGAAAUUAAUUUUCAAGCGGAUAUUAAUAACGAUGAAUUUAUUUUUAAAUCAAUUGAUGCCAAAAAUAAGAUAAAAGAAGAAAAUGGAGAUACAGAGUUUAAUUCAAUUUUAGAAUGUAUUAAUCAAACAGGUAAAGUUAUAAAACCUAUGAUUGUGUUUAAUGAUCAAACUAAAGGCACUAAGUUGGUCUUGGAAAGUAACAAGAUACCCAAUUGGGAAUAUUUAGUGAAUGAGAAUGAAACAUCAUCAAAUUCCAUAGGACUUAAAUGGUUAGAAACUGUGUUCAUACCAGAAGUAAAAGCGGGUUUAAAUAAUGAUGAAUUUAAAGGAUUAAUAAUCCUGGAACAAAAUAAAAAUUAUAUAUCACCAAAUUUUAUUUUAAAAUGUUAUGAUUUUAAUAUUAUACCAUUAUAUUUCCCACCUACCAAUAAUCAUAUGUUUCAACCAUUAGAUCAUAUAAAAUUUGAGAAUUUUAGAAUGGAAUUAAUUAUUGAAUUAAAUCAAAUUAAAUCUUGUUCAAAUCAACUUGCAUUUAUUGAAAGUUAUGAAAAAUUAAGAAAACAAUUUUUUAAACCAGGAAAUAUUAAAGCUUCAUGGCAAAAAUCAGGUUUAUAUCCAAUAAAUCCAAAUAUAAUAUUAGAUCAAACAGGAAUCAAAAAAAAACCAAAUCCAUAUAAUUAUAAUAUAAAUAUUGAUUUUAUGGAAAUUGAUGAAUAUCAAAUUCCAGAUGAAGAAAUUACAAAAGAAAUAGAAGAAAAUCUUGAAAUAAUUAAAAAUAGUAAAAAUAAAAUAAAAAAACAAUCUAUUUUUUCAUAUAAAAUAAUUAGAUUAGCAAGAAAUUCAUUAAAAAAUGAAUUUUUAGAAGUUUCAAAAAUGAUAUUGAAUCAUACUGAUUGUUGUUGCUCUGCUUGUAAGUUAAGUUUAAAGGAAGUUAAAAGAAUUAUAGGUUGA
Lodderomyces pseudojiufengensis is the source of this 1491-nucleotide messenger RNA. RefSeq lists its product as uncharacterized. The coding region runs from base 1 to 1491 and encodes 496 amino acids. The record is from RefSeq and is a predicted model, not a curated record. Lineage: Eukaryota; Fungi; Ascomycota; Pichiomycetes; Serinales; Debaryomycetaceae. Gene Ontology annotation, molecular function: nucleic acid binding. The transcript has a single exon.